UUCUCCAGGGGAUCUUCCCCACCCAGGAAUCAAGACCGGGUCUCCCGCAUUGUAGGCAGACACUUUUACCGUCUGAGCCACCAGGGAAGUCGCAUGCAUGGAGAGUACAUGCUGAACGGAAGGAUUAUAGAUGGAGAUGAAAAGAUCCACAGACGAAGUCGGUGUAGGGUAUGCCGAGUCUAAGGUGUCUGAGGGCAGGUAGCAAGAAAGGGGUGAAUUGAUCUGAGAAGGAAAGUUGGAAGCACCCAGGUUUUUAUGCGAGAUUCUUCCACUUCACGGCUACUCAGGGGCACAGCAAACUCAAUCCCGCCAGGUUCCCACAGACCACACCCUCGAGGGCGGGAGCCUCGGAGGAGUCCUCCCUCCCACAAAAGCCUCUGGGUAGACGGGGGUCGGAAAUACAGGACAGCACCAGAGCUUGGUCGCCGCACUUACGGCCCUUUUGGGUGCAAGCGGGGACGGGCUUUCCUGAGCAGCUGCUGGACCCUCUGGGUCUGGCUGAUUAGAGAACUCGUGGCUUAAAUUGAUUCUCUCGCCGCCUCCACCCAUUCUGACCAGGCAGUUUUUCCUAUCUGUGGUAGCUGAAUGGGCGGCCGGGGUUCUUGCCUGGCGAGUUUCCGGGGGUACCAUAGAGACGUGGCCCUCCGCCUGCCCAGUCCGCCGUCUCCCGCGUGUUAGCGUGCCUACGUCAUUUUCGGUUGCCUCCGACGGAGUGAGGAGCGCCGGCUUCUGAGGAGAAAAACGCCGCCGGGUCGCGGACGCCCGGAGGCAGGCGAGAACCGUGGAGUGGUCUGAGUUUGAACGCUGAGUUUCGAAGGGAAGUGGGGGGCCGCAGCCUGGUUCUUUCCCCACUGCCUUCGGAGGACAACUGUGAGUUCAGGGAGCGCCUGAGAGAAGGAAGCAGGGAUUCUCUGAGAGCCUGAGGUGGGAGAGCAGAGUUGGGGACAGCUUUGAAUCACCAGCGUAGCUUGGAGGCAGGUCCGCAGGUGCCUUCCCUGCUCCUCGGCCCUGAACUGACGCAUCCACACCAACCGGCAGCGCGUUAAGAUGGCUGGCAGUGCCACUACUCCUAAUCCCUUGCAGACACUUCAGGAGGAAGCCGUGUGUGCCAUCUGCCUAGAUUACUUCAAGGAUCCCGUGUCCAUCGGCUGUGGUCAUAACUUUUGCCGAGGGUGUGUGACCCAGCUGUGGGGCAAGGAAGAUGAGCAAGACAGGGAGGAAGAGGAAGAUGAAUGGGAGGAGGACGAGGACGAGGACGACGACGAGGCAGUAGGGGCCAUCGGUGGAUGGGGCAACUCCAUUCGGGAGGUUUUAUACCAGGGGAAUGCUGACGAGUUGUUCCAGGACCAAGAGGAUGAUGAACCCUGGGUCGGUGACGGUGGCAUAAGGGACAGCAUGGAUUAUGUGUGGGACCAGGAGGAAGAUACGGACUACUACCUGGGAGGCUUGAGACAUGACCUGAGAAUUAACGUCUACCUGCAAGAGGAGGAGAUUUUGGAAGAAUACGACGAGGACGACGAAGAGCUCUACCCUGACACUCACCUAGCCCCGCCUCCAGCCCCUCCACGGCAGUUCACUUGCCCCCAAUGCCGAAAGAGCUUUAAGCGUCGCAGCUUUCGUCCCAACUUGCAACUGGCGAACAUGGUCCAGAUAAUUCGCCAGAUGUGUCCCACUCCUAAUCGAGAGAGCCGGUUGAAUGAUCAGGGCAUCUGCUCCAAACACCAGGAAGCUCUGAAACUCUACUGUGAGGUGGACAAAGAGGCCAUCUGUGUGAUAUGUCGAGAAUCCAGGAGCCACAAACAGCAUAGUGUGGUGCCAUUAGACGAAGCGGUACAUGAGUACAAGGAGAAAAAAAUGGAGAAACUAGUGAAACCUUGCAUUCCAAGUGCUGCCAUAACUUUGAGAGGAAAUUGAGGAAUUUCAGAAUUUCUUCAUCAACUUCUGCAUCUGAAUUCAUUGACUGAGCCUAUCAAACACCAGGUUUUAAAAAAAAACACAAAAAACAAACAUCAGCUCAUCCUUCUUUGCUGUUAGUUGAGAUUAAUCUACUGAUGAAGAAAACUGUACUUUGCUUUGUUCAGAGUAAGACUUUAAAAACUCUGGAUGUGCUAUUUUCACUAAGCGUAGCACUAAAGACAGUAUUUUUGAAGUUGUAUGAAAUGAAAUUGGUUGGAAGAAAAAAAUUAGAGAAGUAUAUGUUAGUGGUGCUACAGCAGUGGCAUGCUUUAGAUCUGGGUCUUUCUCAAAAAUUGAAGAAAACUGGCGAGAUGUACCGUAGCAGUCACCACCAAGCAUUGACUUCAUCAGCCUGCCCAUAAUCUACUGGAAAUCUUAAGCCUUGCUGUCAGCAUAACUGUUUUGAAAAGUAGUCCAUCUGAUCCCAGUUUGCCUUGGUUUUCAAAAAUCUGAAUGCUGUUCAGAGAAUUUUCUGUCACGCAUUGAGUUUCCUUGAUCAGAAAACUUGGUUCACCUGAAUUUAUGGACAGAACAACUAAUUUGGGACACCAAUGAUAAAGAAUCUGUACUUUAAAACUUAAGCAGAAUUUAACACAUUGAAGCUUAAAAUACGUUGACCCUGAACUGUCAAGGAACAGACACCAGCAUCACUGCUUGUUAUGAAAUGAGCACUUUAAGCACUUGCCAAAAAUCUCUACAAAUAGCAAACUCAUGCAAAAAAUGUCAAUUUUCUUGGCUAAUCUUUCAAGAACCAGAUUCGUGAAUGUUAUUUCCAGGGGAAAAAAAGGGAAAAUCUAAAACUAUUUUGGGUGAUGUUUUGUUAACCUCUUAAAACCUACCUGUGGUAGCUUUGGGAAGAAUGUCUCAUGUUUCACACUUAAUGUUCAGUUCUCACUGGAAGAACUUCAGGAGUUUGUAGAACUCAAAGUUGGAUUGUUUUGACUAGAAAUUUUCAGAUUUUAAUCCUGCAUUAUUCCAUUUUUCUCCUUAUAUCUUAAAAGCUUUUUUUUUUUUAAUUGAUAUAACUAACUGUGGGAGAAAACACCACAAGAGUGUUGUCAAGGCAGCUUGCGUUUUGUUGCAUUUUGUACACCAUCCAGGAAAGAAAAGGCUAAACAGUGGUUAUUAUAUCAUUUGAAUAAAAUUUUGCCUUCCAAAAUU
Capra hircus (goat) is the source of this 3117-nucleotide messenger RNA. It is a transcript of the gene TRIM52, whose product is annotated as tripartite motif containing 52. The coding region runs from base 1048 to 1914 and encodes 288 amino acids. The record is from RefSeq and is a predicted model, not a curated record. The transcript has 2 exons. Gene Ontology annotation, molecular function: zinc ion binding. Lineage: Eukaryota; Metazoa; Chordata; Mammalia; Artiodactyla; Bovidae.